Erinaceus europaeus (western European hedgehog) is the source of this 1290-nucleotide messenger RNA. RefSeq names its product myogenin (gene MYOG). The record is from RefSeq and is a predicted model, not a curated record. The transcript has 3 exons. Gene Ontology annotation, biological process: muscle organ development; positive regulation of myoblast differentiation; positive regulation of transcription by RNA polymerase II. Gene Ontology annotation, molecular function: DNA-binding transcription factor activity, RNA polymerase II-specific; RNA polymerase II cis-regulatory region sequence-specific DNA binding; protein dimerization activity. The coding region runs from base 74 to 832 and encodes 252 amino acids. NCBI's taxonomy places the organism in Eukaryota, Metazoa, Chordata, Mammalia, Eulipotyphla, Erinaceidae.
GGCACCCAGCAGUUGGCGUGAGGGGCUGCAGGAGUUUGGGGGCUGGUGGCAGGAGCAAGACUUUCCCGACCCCAUGGAGUUAUACGAGACGUCGCCCUACUUCUACCAGGAGCCCCACUUCUAUGACGGGGAGAACUACCUGCCCGUCCACCUCCAGGGCUUCGAGACCCCAGGAUACGAGCGGCCUGAGCUCAGCCUGAGCCCCGAGGCCCGAGGGCCCCUGGAAGACAAGGGGCUGGGGACCCCGGAGCACUGCCCGGGCCAGUGCCUGCCGUGGGCCUGCAAGGUGUGCAAGCGCAAGUCUGUGUCGGUGGACCGGCGGCGCGCGGCCACGCUGCGGGAGAAGCGCCGCCUCAAGAAGGUGAACGAGGCCUUCGAGGCCCUGAAGCGCAGCACCCUGCUCAACCCCAACCAGCGGCUGCCCAAGGUGGAGAUCCUGCGCAGCGCCAUCCAGUACAUCGAGCGCCUGCAGGCCCUGCUCAGUUCGCUCAACCAGGAGGAGCGCGACCUCCGCUACCGGGGCGGUGGCGGGCCCCAGCCGGGGGUGCUUCUGCCCAUUGGGACUGGACAGAGAGACAACGCGGAGGAUGGCCGGGCCCUGACCUUGGGCCUUGGCGGUGUUUUGCAGGUGCCCAGUGACUGCAGUUCCCACAGCGCCUCCUGCAGUCCAGAGUGGGGCAACGCACUGGAGUUUGCCCCCAACCCAGGGGACCAUCUGCUCACAGCGGACCCCACUGAUGCCCACAACCUGCACUCGCUCACCUCCAUUGUGGACAGCAUCACCGUAGAGGACGUUUCCGUGGCCUUCCCAGAUGAAACCAUGCCCAACUGAGCUGGUCUGCCAGGCCAGACAUCUGCGAGAGUAACUCCCCUGCUCCCCCAAGCUGGCCACAGCUGCCUGCACUUCUGCAGCAGGGGCCUCCUACAUCAGGUGGCCCCAAUGCCAGGGAGCCCACAUGGGGCUGCCAAAUGCCAGACUACCCCCAUUCCUCCUCCAUAAAAGGCUAACCCACCACCCAGAGGGGGAAUGGACACUCUCACACAUCUGACUCCUUAGAGCAGGGGACCUACUGUUUCCAAGGAGAUGAAUGGGGGACCAGAGCACCCCCUUGUGUAUGCCCCCAGCUCAGGGGCCAAACUCAGGAGCUUCCUUUCAUCAUAAGGCAGCCUUCAGUCCCACCUCCUCCAAGGAGGUGGACUAAGAGGCCAGACAGUGUCCCAGCUCUCAUGAGCUGUGCCCACCUCCGGUUCUUGCCUCUCCCUGAUGCCAGUGGCUGGGCUGGGCCUGCC